UGUAGCCGCAAAGAAACUUAGAAAAUCGCGAGCUUUUGCGCUAUGAUGGAUCUCCGAUUGUCAGUGCCUGUGCUCGUGAUAAUCCUUCUCGCGAAGUGCGAAAACUCGAUCGCAGAAAACGCGACCGCAGAUUCUAGCACAAUUAAAGUGGACCAUGCGACGGAGCCUACUACUACUACUAUAACGAGUAUAUGUACCGUGUGCUCUUGUACAGGUAGUGCCGCAGAUGGCUACAUAGACUGUAAUAACCGGAGCUUGGAGACACACUUCGAGGAAGAACGAUGGCUGAACAUAACGGCGAAAUUCAAAGUAAUCUCGUUCGAACGUAAUCGCCUAGUGCAUGUCACGCCCUUCCCACGGAUAGUCGUUGAGAGACUGAUUCUGCGAAGAAAUCGUAUCGCCAGGAUAGAUAAUCGCGCUUUCAAAGAGCUUGUUAAUCUCACCGAAUUAGACCUGAGUGAUAACCAGCUCACGUCGCAAAUGCUACAGCCGCACAUUUUCGAGGGGAUGUUUUCGUCAGAAGCGUACGAGCCUCUGUCGAACCUGCAAAUUUUAAACCUAGGUAACAACGCACUCCAUUGGUUACAUCAGAGUAUAUUCGAGCACAUUGCCGACCUCAAGGUGCUGAAUCUGUCUGGAAAUCCUUUUGGCGUAUUCGAUUAUCGUACGUCCAUAGCGAUCAGUAGUUUGUCGUAUUUAGUGGAAUUGGACAUCAGUUAUUGCGAAUUGCGAGAAUUACCGAAUACUCAGUUCCACAAUGCUAAACACUUGAAGAAACUGAACCUGACCAACAACCAGCUCAGACUUCUACCCAAAUCAUUGGAAGAGGCCGAAACCUUGGAGUACCUUAGUUUGGAUGGCAAUCCGAUACAUGCUUUCGAUCGCUCGAAUGCUUUCCCCAACCUGAAGACGCUGCGAGAGCUCAGUCUACGCGGGAUGCUGAAUCUGACGGUGAUCGGGAACGGCGGGCUAUCGGCGUUGACUGGGCUGGAGAACCUCUACAUACAGAAUUGCUGGAAAUUAGGGAGGAUCGAGGAGUACGCGAUAGCGUUGACGACCACUGAGGGCACGAUGUGGCCGCCGUUGAAAAAGCUGAACAUGGCGUCCAAUGCCCUCCGGUAUCUACCGAUGCUACUCGUUGGGAGAUGGGACAAGCUCGAGGAAUUACGCCUGACGGGCAACCAGUGGAACUGCGAUUGCGAUAAUCAAUAUCUGAUCGGAACCGUAUUGCCGGAAUAUGGCGAGGCGCUAAUGGGAGACAACGAGGUCGACGAGCUCACCUGUUCCGCGCCGCCGGAACACGAAGGGAAGAAGCUCGCGUCCCUGGCUGAUCGACAUCUACGCUGCUUGGAUCUGUAUAACGCGAGACCGGAAAAGGAUGCCGCGGUACUCGUAGGAGUGCUGAUCGGCCUACUUAUCGCGAUCCCAAUCGGCAUGGCCUUCUUCGUCUUUUGGCGGCGCGGUUUCUUUUUCUGUGGAUCGCAAGGUCCUGGCAGCUUCUCCCGUGCCUUCUACAAACGCGCGUCUAAUGACGAUGACAUUUAAACUACACACACAAACACACACGUACACACGCACACACAUAUA
Messenger RNA from Trachymyrmex cornetzi, 1587 nucleotides. RefSeq names its product leucine-rich repeat neuronal protein 2. NCBI's taxonomy places the organism in Eukaryota, Metazoa, Arthropoda, Insecta, Hymenoptera, Formicidae. The transcript has 6 exons. Gene Ontology annotation, cellular component: plasma membrane. Gene Ontology annotation, molecular function: protein binding. Bases 43 to 1545 code for a protein of 500 amino acids. The record is from RefSeq and is a predicted model, not a curated record.